Messenger RNA from Protopterus annectens (West African lungfish), 525 nucleotides. Its product is annotated as soluble lamin-associated protein of 75 kDa-like. Lineage: Eukaryota; Metazoa; Chordata; Ceratodontiformes; Protopteridae. The record is from RefSeq and is a predicted model, not a curated record. The transcript has 5 exons. Bases 151 to 525 code for a protein of 124 amino acids.
CGCAGCAAGGCAGCGCUCUUGGCUGUAUCACACCAAGCGAUUUGCGAACCCUCUGUCCUGUCCGCGGAGCGUUACUUCGGUAGCUGAAACCCUUUUCUUCAGUCUGUGAGCUCGAUUUAGAGGGGGAUCUCUGAAGACUAAACGUUUGAGAUGGAAUUUCCUGUGGAUUUACUGAGAGACACCAGCCAUGAAGAUCUAGAGAGCUGUGCAGAAGAGUAUAUGUCUGAACUUGCAGAUCGUGACCUUGAUCAGUUGGAGUAUUUCACUCAACCCAACAAUGAGAUGGUUGUUGUUAGCAUUUCAAGUGUUGGCUUUGUUCCUCUUUAUGGCUCAGAUGAGGCAUGCAAGGUUCUUGCUUUAUUUACAUCUGAAAACCCAUUUUCAGCUGUGGCUCUAUAUCUUGUUGACCAGUGGUGGGCUGUGGAAGAUAUUUUGAAAACUUCAGAUAAUUUCCGAAAUGGUUUAAUUCAGGAGUGUAAAAAAGAACAAGAAAGAAUUCUUCACUCCAUGGAUGGCCUUAUGUAA